This is a messenger RNA of Solanum pennellii, 963 nucleotides long. RefSeq lists its product as uncharacterized. Lineage: Eukaryota; Viridiplantae; Streptophyta; Magnoliopsida; Solanales; Solanaceae. The record is from RefSeq and is a predicted model, not a curated record. Bases 1 to 963 code for a protein of 320 amino acids. The transcript is spliced from 2 exons.
AUGUCGAAUUUAUCCAAACUUGAGUUUGUGGCAUUAGAUAUUUCUGGAAAGAAUUAUCUUUCAUGGGUACUCGAUGCUGAGAUUCACUUGGCUGCUAAAGGUCUUGAUGCCACUAUUACUCAGGGAAAUGAAGCAUCGAGUCAAGAUAAGGCGAAGACUGUGAUUUUCCUUCGUCAUCAUCUUGAUGAGGGCCUGAAGAUUGAAUAUCUGACAGUAAAAGAUCCACUUGAAUUGUGGACUGAUUUAAAGGGGAGAUAUGACCACCUAAAGGCAACAGUGUUGCCAAGAGCUCGUUAUGAGUGGAUGCAUUUACGGUUUCAAGAUUUUAAGACCGUAGUUGAAUACAACUCUGCUGUAUUCAGGAUAACCUCCCAGUUAAAAUUAUGUGGGAAGACUAUAAAAGAUGAGGACAUGUUGGAAAAGACACUUACUACUUUCCAUGCCUCAAAUGUGAUAUUGCAGCAGCAAUAUCGUGAAAAGGGUUUUCAGAAAUAUUCUGAACUAAUCUCAUGUCUUUUGGUGGCUGAGCAACAUAAUGCUCUUUUAAUGAAAAAUCAUGAAGCUCGUCCCACUGGAGCUGCUCCAUUACCGGAGGCAAAUGUGGUGGAAGCACGUGAUCAAUCUGAAGUAAAAAGAGAUGAUCAUCGGGGCUAUAAUAAUGCACGGGAACGUGGAAAAGAUAAAAGACGAUACACUAAUCGUCAAGAUGGUGGUCAUAAUAAAAGGGAGAACAACAUGAGUUCCCAAAAUAACCCCUCAAAAAAAAGGAAUAAAAGUGGUGCUUCCUCUUCCAAUGCUCGAGCUGAGUCACAUAUGACUCUUAAAAAUGAUGAUAAGCCGGGAACAUCUCAGAAAUAUGAUAAGGAUAUUGAAGCAAAUUUGGCUUUAAAGGAUGAUGUUUUUGAUGGCCUUGGUGACAUUACUCAUAUGGAAGUUGAUGACUUCUUUGGAGAUCGAAACUGA